UCUCAAAACUCCGACACCAACCUCCUGCCGUCCUUUCUCGCUCUAAAACUUACUUUCUCUCACUACAACUCUUCACUUCCUUGUUUGUUCGCCCAAUUUCUUUCUCAAAAUUGUUUGAAUUUCCCUUUUUUACAUACGCACAUAUUGUUUAUUUACAACGUCAAUGGAGGCUGCCGACUUCUUCAUGGGAGGAUAUUUCGGUGGCUCGGGGGAUUUUUCGCCGGAGAAGAUCACGGAGCACAAAACGGCUGAGAAUUUCAUGGUCGACGACCUCUUCAACUUCUCUAACGACGACGCCAUAAUGAGCGACGGCUUCCCUGACAAUGUCGCGGGAAAUUCCACCCACUCCUCAACUGUCAUCCGCAACUCUGGAAGCGAUAAGAAUUUCUACUCCGGGAAUUUAGUUCAAAAUUCUCAGUUCGCCGGUGAACUUUGCGUGCCGUAUGAUGAUUUGGAGCAGCUCGAAUGGCUGUCGAAUUUCGUCGAAGACUCGUUCUCGACGGACCAAAAUUUACAGAGCAAGCUCCACAUUUAUUCAGGAUCAAAAUCACCCACACCGGAAUCCUCUUCCUCCCCAAACCAGGCCGACUCUGCCUCCGCUAGCCCAACCAAUCCUACUUUCCAACGGGAGACUCCUCUGCCAGGCAAGGCCCGGUCCAAACGCUCACGCGCCGUCCCGUGCGAUUGGAGUAUGCGCCUACUCCACGUCACCCCCAAGGCGGAAACGCAGCCCAAGAAGCGAGACAACCAGGCAGAGACAACGGGUCGGAAAUGUCUGCAUUGCGCGGCGGAGAAGACCCCGCAAUGGCGUACUGGUCCCAUGGGUCCAAAAACGCUGUGCAAUGCUUGCGGGGUUAGGUACAAGUCAGGUCGGUUGGUCCCCGAAUACCGACCCGCUGCGAGCCCCACUUUCGUGUCGGCGAAGCAUUCGAAUUCUCACCGGAAAGUACUGGAACUUAGGAGGCAGAAAGAAUUGCAGAGGGCGCAGCAGCAACAAUUUCAUAGUCAAACUUCGAUCUUCGGCGUAUCCAGCGGGGGAGAUGAUUUCUUGAUUCAUCAGCAUGUUGGGACCAAUUUCAUGCACAUGGUUUAGGGGAAUAUUACAAAAACUUUAACCUUGAAUUGUAAUAGCUUUGUUAAUUUUGGUCCUAAAAAUUUGAAAUUGUAGAAUUAAGGCUAUAACCUCCCCUAAAGUAGAGUAGCCAAGUAGGGAGAAGACUGUUCUAUGGCAUCGUAUUCUUAAUUAAUUUUUGUCCAAAUGGUCUAAUUUAGAGAAGCAAUUUCAUUUCAUAAAUUUUUCUCUCCAUUUUUUGAAAUAAGGAGAAUAUUUAGAA
Molecule: messenger RNA, 1334 nt
Organism: Rubroshorea leprosula
Lineage: Eukaryota; Viridiplantae; Streptophyta; Magnoliopsida; Malvales; Dipterocarpaceae
Source: the annotation of a GenBank genome assembly